AUGCAAGACCUGCAAGCAGUCGCCGUAGAGGCAGAGCGAUGGGUCAAAGAACUAGGCUUCGUCAGCGUUCUUAUCAACGGAUACACGCAAAGCGGCGAUGCCGAAACUGUACAACAUCUCGACGAGCCCUAUCUCUCAGGCUUGUUCGACACACACCCUAAGCUGAAGGUUCUUCUUGGUCACUGCGGAGAAGGGCUCACUUUAUCGCUCGCGGGUAUAGAUCAUCGGAUGCGUCACUUCAAGCCAGAAAACUUCAAGUGCAAGCUGAGAAUGCAGCGAUUCUGGGAGAAGGAGUUUUGGAUCACGACUGCCGAUGUUGCCAGUGGAAAACUUUUCUUCGACACCCUCCGCAGCUGUGGAAAGGACCGGUUUAUGUGGGAUGUCGACUAUCCGUAUGAGGACUAUGGCGAGGUAAGCACUUGGUAUGAGAGAUUGGAGUUGAGUGAGAACUCUCGGACCAGCAAGAUUGAAUAG
Molecule: messenger RNA, 474 nt
Organism: Penicillium verhagenii
Lineage: Eukaryota; Fungi; Ascomycota; Eurotiomycetes; Eurotiales; Aspergillaceae
Exons: 2
Coding region: 1-474 (157 amino acids)
Biological process (GO): secondary metabolic process
Cellular component (GO): cytoplasm; cytosol
Molecular function (GO): hydrolase activity; carboxy-lyase activity
Source: RefSeq, a predicted model, not a curated record